UUUUCUCUCUCCCUCUCUUCCCAUCGUGAAUUAAGUCACACGGACCCUCUUUUUUGUGUUUUCUUCAGCAGCCGCGUUGCCCCUCUUCCUCGAUCUCCUCUCCGUUCGACGCUCCUAUCUUCGGCGACGCGUGGAUAGCGACCACAACGGCGAUAGCUUUCCUUGUUCUCCUUGUCGGCGACUUGGAGUUGCGGCGAACGACGACGGCAUCUCAUACCAGCGACUAGACCAGCGUUUUCCUCCCUUUUGACAAGUAUUAUCAUAUUAAAAACGCGUAUGGCGACUUUCAUAAGGGCUCUAAACAAAGCUCAUCAAGUUCUAUACUUGAAAGCCUCCCCCACCAUUUUGAGAAGCAAAUUGAUGCCCCUUUUGCCUAGUGCUUUUAUUGGGUUGGAGAAUCUACAAAGCCAACUAACAAAUCACAAUCAGAAUCACCAUGGUUGUUUCUUUCGUUUCUGUUGGUCUUCGACAAGUACAAAUCCUCACAUUGAUCUCUCAAAUGAAGAUAGCAAGAGGCAUUUAUUCAACAGGUUGCUGUACCGGAGCAAACAACGAGGGUUUUUGGAAUUGGAUUUGGUACUUGGGAAAUGGGUUGAGGAUCACAUCAAUUCCUUAGAUGCAGAUGGUAUUCAAGCUUUAAUUAAUGUUCUCGACCUGGAAAAUCCAGAUUUAUGGAAAUGGUUAACUGGCCAGGAGCAACCCCCCGAAGCUGUGAAAACAAAUCCUGUAUUUAUUAGUGUGCAAGAGAAGGUCAUGAACAAUCUCAACCAACUCGCCUCACCUGAGACACGAACACCACCUGGGCAACAAUGGGUAAGGGGUUGGGAUGAUUUCAAGCGAGGUCGGGAUGGUCCCAUAACAGGAAAUCAGUAGCUUUUCCAUUAUACAUUACGUGUAAUCUAAGUUUAUAAGAACAGAAGAACCCAGGUUAAGUUUAUGUUAUAAUUGUUUGUUAUGGAUGGUGGGUUGUGAAUAAGUUAGCCCAUCACGGACUUUAAAGGGAACAUUAUACAGUGACUCUCCCUUUAAACCCUUGAUCUAUCGUGAAUUAAUAAUCUUCUUCCUCGUAUGCAUUUAACGGUAUAAAACCGUUAACCGCAUUGUACAAAUUUUGAAUAAUUCAUCAUUUGAAGUACUUGUGGGCAUGGAUUGUAUUUCUUUAUAA
Molecule: messenger RNA, 1165 nt
Organism: Benincasa hispida (wax gourd)
Lineage: Eukaryota; Viridiplantae; Streptophyta; Magnoliopsida; Cucurbitales; Cucurbitaceae
Gene: SDHAF2
Product: succinate dehydrogenase assembly factor
Biological process (GO): protein-FAD linkage; mitochondrial respiratory chain complex II assembly; tricarboxylic acid cycle
Cellular component (GO): mitochondrion
Source: RefSeq, a predicted model, not a curated record